This is a messenger RNA of Sarcophilus harrisii (Tasmanian devil), 514 nucleotides long. RefSeq names its product histone H3. The transcript has a single exon. NCBI's taxonomy places the organism in Eukaryota, Metazoa, Chordata, Mammalia, Dasyuromorphia, Dasyuridae. The record is from RefSeq and is a predicted model, not a curated record. Bases 48 to 458 code for a protein of 136 amino acids. Gene Ontology annotation, cellular component: nucleosome. Gene Ontology annotation, molecular function: structural constituent of chromatin; protein heterodimerization activity; DNA binding.
CAUUCUUUUCCUUCAGUCAGUGGUUUGGUUUUUCUAUUUUACUGGAAAUGGCUCGUACUAAGCAAACUGCGCGGAAGUCUACUGGCGGUAAAGCUCCCAGAAAGCAGCUGGCUACAAAAGCAGCUCGUAAGAGCGCACCAGCUACUGGCGGUGUGAAGAAGCCUCACCGUUACCGGCCCGGUACCGUGGCCCUGCGGGAGAUCCGCCGCUAUCAAAAGUCAACCGAACUGUUGAUCCGCAAGUUGCCCUUCCAGCGGCUGGUGCGUGAGAUUGCUCAGGACUUCAAGACUGACCUUCGCUUCCAGAGCUCAGCCGUGAUGGCUCUGCAGGAGGCGAGCGAAGCCUACCUUGUGGGGCUGUUCGAGGACACCAAUCUGUGCGCCAUCCACGCCAAGCGGGUCACCAUCAUGCCCAAGGACAUCCAGCUAGCUCGCCGUAUCCGCGGGGAGAGGGCUUAAACUAUGAGCAGUCUUUGAAAAGCCGUACCUAAAGGCUCUUUUCAGAGCCACCUAUA